Solanum verrucosum is the source of this 1337-nucleotide messenger RNA. Its product is annotated as delta(12)-fatty-acid desaturase FAD2-like. NCBI's taxonomy places the organism in Eukaryota, Viridiplantae, Streptophyta, Magnoliopsida, Solanales, Solanaceae. The transcript has a single exon. Gene Ontology annotation, molecular function: oxidoreductase activity, acting on paired donors, with oxidation of a pair of donors resulting in the reduction of molecular oxygen to two molecules of water. The record is from RefSeq and is a predicted model, not a curated record. Bases 1 to 1152 code for a protein of 383 amino acids. Gene Ontology annotation, biological process: lipid metabolic process.
AUGGGAGCUGGUGGAAAUAUGUCUACUCCAACAACUAAAAAUGAACAAAAGAAAAAUCAUCUCCAAAGAGUUCCAUCUGCAAAGCCCCCUUUUACACUUGGCGAUGUCAAGAAGGCCAUUCCACCUCACUGCUUCCAACGUUCUCUAAUUCGCUCCUUCUCUUAUCUUAUUCAAGAUCUCAUAUUUGUCUCCAUCUUCUAUUAUAUUGCCAACACUUACUUCCACCUCCUUCCAUCCCCAUUAACUUACCUUGCAUGGCCUGCUUAUUGGAUCGCUCAAGGUUGUGUUUGCACUGGAAUAUGGGUCAUUGGGCAUGAAUGUGGUCAUCAUGGCUUUAGUGAUUACCAAUGGGUAGAUGACACUGUUGGCCAUAUCCUCCACUCUGCCCUUUUAACACCCUACUUUGCAUGGAAGCAUAGUCAUCGUCGCCAUCAUGCCAACACAGGUUCCCUUGAGAAUGAUGAAGUUUACAUACCUAGGUUUAAAUCCAAACUAAGAUGGUACUACAAAUACUUGAACAAUCCAUUAGGACGAGUAUUCGUACUUGCCUUCACCCUCACUUUUGCCUGGCCUUUAUACUUGAUGUUCAAUAUCUCCGGCAAAAAAUAUGAACGUUUUACAUGUCACUACGAUCCAAAUAGCCCAUUAUAUUCUAACCGCGAGAGAAUGCAAAUCUACAUUUCAGAUGCAGGUGUGAUUGCAACUACUUAUGUAUUAUACCGCCUUGCUAUGACACAAGGGCUAACUUGGGUUCUAUGCAUCUAUGGAGUGCCUCUCCUAAUUGUGAAUGGAUUUAUAGUGCUGAUCACUCUUAUGCACCACACUCAUGCUUCAUUGCCACAUUAUGAUUCAUCGGAGUGGGAUUUUCUAAGAGGAGCUUUAGCUACGGUGGAUAGAGACUAUGGUAUACUAAAUAAGGUGUUCCAUAAUGUUACAGAUACUCAUGUUUUGCAUCAUAUAUUCUCAUACAUAUCACAUUACCAUGCAAUGGAGGCGACCAACGCUAUUAAACCAUUGCUAGGAGAUUACUACCAAGUUGAUGAUACCCCAAUUAUAAAGGCAAUGUGGAGGGAUACAAAGGAGUGCAUCUAUGUGGAAAAGGAUGAAGGAUCUCAAGGUAGAGGUGUUUAUUGGUAUAAAAACAAGCUUUGAAAGUAAUAUACCAAGAGACCAAUUACUUGGAAUUGGUUAAAUGUUUUAACCUAAUUAAGAAGGUGCAAGGAUUUUGAAUAAUUGUGUGUUUUUGUUGUAUUUUAUUGUUAAAUGUUGGUUUAAGUUGUUACUAUUGUAUUGUUAAAUCCGUCAUUAUGCAAUAAAAUAAAUAUCUACUUAUAUGU